AUGUCGGUAUGUAAAGGAAAUUAUAAAGGAUAUCUUGAUUAUGAUUGUUAUGAUAAAUUAAAAUAUCAAUUUUUGGAAAGGACUGACCUGAGUACUUCUACAGGAUAUUCGACCUUUUACGAAAGUUACGAAUUUCUUGAUGCGGACAAAAAAGAAACUUUGUCUGAUAUAUUUUCUGAAUUACUAAGAUAUUUAAGCAAUACUCAUGUUUUUUGGGUAUAUGAUAGUGCACACAGUUGCAAUUAUAUUAGCUACUUGUUAUAUGAUGACAUAAGAAAAAAAUUUGGUGUGUUUGAAUUAUCUAGAUUUGAAAUAUUCCAAAAAUUUCUGCAAGAUCUCAAUAAGGAACAUACUAAUGUUGAUUGUGUUAAUGAACUAGUACACCUAGGCUCUGAUAAAUUUCAAAAAAUGCUAAGCUUAUAUAAUUUAUAUGAUUUGUAUCGUUCCGUUAGACAAAAAGACAGAUGGGUUCAUCGAUCAAAUUUAUGUAAUGAACUUGGAAAGUUAAUUUAUAAUUAUAAUGGAUUAGAUGAAAAAUAUUAUAAAAAUGAUGCGAAUUUACGUAAACUGUUAGAUGAUCUUAGACAUAGAAUUCAACAUGAUACGUGGCUGUCCAAUGUUAUCUGUCAUGAGAAAUUAUCAAAUUUGCAGCCAAUAAAAACCGUUCCCACAGAGACGAAAUCGCUGAUGUUAAAAUCAGAAUUCCAAGUGUAUCAGAAAUACAAGAACAAGAAGAAAAUCUACGAAAAGAAGUUGAAACCUUACCAGGACCAAAAAGAGAAUUAG
Messenger RNA from Plasmodium cynomolgi strain B, 786 nucleotides. RefSeq lists its product as hypothetical. The record is from RefSeq and is a predicted model, not a curated record. The transcript has 3 exons. Bases 1 to 786 code for a protein of 261 amino acids. NCBI's taxonomy places the organism in Eukaryota, Apicomplexa, Aconoidasida, Haemosporida, Plasmodiidae.